Culex quinquefasciatus (southern house mosquito) is the source of this 1547-nucleotide messenger RNA. RefSeq lists its product as uncharacterized. The record is from RefSeq and is a predicted model, not a curated record. Lineage: Eukaryota; Metazoa; Arthropoda; Insecta; Diptera; Culicidae. The coding region runs from base 894 to 1505 and encodes 203 amino acids. The transcript has 2 exons.
CACGACUGAUUAUCCGAAGUCCCAUACAAACCUUCGGACAUUUGUAGUCAAUUCCUCUCAAAGGAAAUGAUAACUUGACGUUUCAAUAGUGCGAAAAAUUAUGUAAAAUAGUUUGUUGUACAAAGGUGUUCCACCGCCUCCCUUGCAGGCGUUUACGGGCGCAAAAACACCCCGCCAAGCAAACACGUGACCCGUCCAUCAAACUAGGCUGCAUUCAUUGUUGCCGCGUAAACACUACUCUGUCAAUGAUUGCAAAUUAAACAACAGACAGCGGGCCAUGCGUCAUCGGUCAUCAUCUCAACCGCCAAAGUACCCGCGCCGCGCGCUCGAGCGAACCCAUAAAAUCCGUUGCUGUUUGCUGCGUCGCCGCCUGCUCAGUUUUAUUCGCCAGGCCAAGCCUCACGCCUUUUGUCUCCCCCACUGGUGGUGGUUUUAGUUUGUUUACAAUCUUGGACCAUUCAGGGGCAGCCAAGCGUACGGCUUGGCGUGGCAUGCGGUAAAUAUUGAAAACAGUAGCAAAAGUCGCCCGGCACAGUAGUAGGCUGGAUGCUCGAAAAUGGAGCUUGACCACACCAGAAGCACGUUGACCGAAUUUUAAUUAUUGCCAUCACAUCGCGCGCCGAAUACAGCCAGGGACGAUCACGUCGGCCGUACAAGUACGCGCGCGCGCACCAUUAUGGUCAGCAGUGGGAUCGGAGGCAAAGGUCACUGCGAUCGAGACACGUAGGCAUUGCUGAAAGUGUCAAAUUCAUGGUCGAAAAUAUUUUGGAUGUUAAAACAACUUUUGUGACAUAUUUAUAGAGUUUAGACACCGGAAAAUUGUACCUCAAACAUGCAAACUCCUCGCAAUAUGAAUUUUGUGAUAGGUUGGUCAGUUCCGCUUCUAGUUUACAAUGUGGCUGACCAGGUUUACCGUGUGGGUUCUGCUAUUAGGACUGUCCUUUCCCCUGGCGAACUCUAACAUGCCCGAUUUGGAGGUGGCCACGGGUAAAAACAGUUCCCGACCUUUCACCAUCAAAGUUCUGAAGAUGAUCUGCGUCAAUCAGCCGUACGGCUACACGGUGGUCAAAACGUGCAAGGCCAAACUGGCCCGGAAUCAACCGGCCAAGCUGAACCUGGCCUUCGACAUUCAGCGCCCUGCCAAUUCGCUGUUCCUGUCCUACGUGCUGAACUACAAGUACACCACUUACCGGCCGCUUCUGUUCGACGAUUCCUUCGACAUGUGCCGCUUUAUGGCUGAACAGGGCGGCGGAACGAACGUCCUGAUGAACUUUAUGUACAAAAUUGCAACCUCCCAGAUCACCUGGCUGCACAAGUGUCCGUACGUUGGUCUGCAGAACAUGUCCGAUUUUGUGCUGGACGAAGGUCUCAUGCCGAACUUUCUACCCGCGGGAGACUUCAGGGCCGACACCAGAAUCUUCGACAAGGCGAACGAGACCAUCGUGGACUUUCAAAUAUUCUACAGCGUGCGAGCGAAGGGACUGUUUGAUCUGUCCAUGGGAUAGGCAGAAUCCGGUGUGUUCAUAAUAAAAUAUAAUCGAAAACUU